Messenger RNA from Talaromyces stipitatus ATCC 10500, 2854 nucleotides. RefSeq names its product conserved glutamic acid rich protein. Lineage: Eukaryota; Fungi; Ascomycota; Eurotiomycetes; Eurotiales; Trichocomaceae. The transcript has 4 exons. Bases 1 to 2379 code for a protein of 792 amino acids. The record is from RefSeq and is a predicted model, not a curated record.
AUGUCCCGACCAGCGCCACCGGACGAUGUCUACGAGAAGGAUAACUACUACGAAGAAAUAGACCGAAGGCGACGAAACAGAGACGAUCGUUACUUUGAUCCCGAAUUUGGGCACCGUCGACGCCGCUUAACACGCUCUCCGCCUGCAGUCCGCGAGGUUGAAGAGCGAGUUCGGGUCCGUCGCGACAGCUCUGCACCGGAUGUCCCUCCUGACCGUUACUUACCUCCCAGAGAUGAGGACGUUAUACCCCCAAGGUAUCGUGACAGAGUGCGUCCGGACGACUUGAGGCUGCAGAGAGAGAUGGACGAGGGUUAUAUCCGGCGUAGGACUCCGCCGCUAUCUCGUCACCAUCCGAGCAGAGGUUCGAGGGACGAAGUCACUCUGGACGAAGGAGAUGAAAUUGAUGAUUAUCGCAAAAGAUCACGGGAAAAGGAGAAAAUCAUCUUCGAGGAGCGGAGGUUACAUCGUCCUCGUGAAGAGGAUGAGCGCGACGAUGUCAUUAUUCGCCGGAGAGAUCGAUCAUUGCCACCUCGCCGAGUGAGAGAAGACGAAGAGGAUAUAAUCAUUGGAAAAGAUAAAAGGCGCAUUGAUCCUCGGGAGGAGCUAGAUGAUGAAAGGAUUAUUUUCCGCCACCGUGAUCGCCCGUCACGCCGAGAAGAUGACUCUGAGCGCGAAAGAAUCAGCCGUCAUAGACGCUCGAUGCCAGUACUCGAUGACUAUCGCGCGGAAGAGGAUGAGGUGGUUAUUCGUCACAACCAUGAUUCUCCUGGUCCCCGUCGCCGCCGUCGUCAUCGGGACGAGAGAUAUAUACUUGACGAAGAUGGACGGGAAGAGGUCAUCUUCCGGGAGCGAGAUCGCCAAAAACAAGAAGAGAUCGAAAUACGCCGGGAGGAAAGAACUCCUCCCCAUCGUCGUCGUGACGAUGAUGGCGAGAUUGAUGAUAUCCGCAUUCGUCGGCGAGGUCGCUCCAUUCCACCACCGAGAGAAGAAGAUCGGGAUGAGAUUGUUAUCAAGCACAGAAGCCGAUCAUCGCCUCGAAGAGAAGACGACCGGGAAGAAAUUGUCAUACGCGAGCGUGAUCGUUCCACACCUCGAAGAGGGGAGGAUGACCGAGGGCAGAUACGGAUUCGUCACUUCCAUGGUUCGUCGCGGGCGAGAGAUGAUGAUCUCGAUGAUGUAGUGCUACGACGGCGAUCGGUCCAUUCACUUGAUGAUGAUGAUGAUGAUGACCGCGAAGAAGUCAUCAUACGCAAGAAGCAUGGAAGGAGAAAAUCAGUGCCCCGGGGUCUCGAAAAAGACGAAGUAGUAAUACGUGAUGACGACCGAGGCAAAGACCGCAUCGAGUUCCGUCAUGUUCAUAGUCCUCCUCGUAGCCCGCGUCGCUCUGUUUCCCGACCGAAAGGCGGUGAUAAGGAAGAAAUCAUAAUCAAGGAUACCGAUAGGAGCGGAAGGCGAGGGAAGAACGAAGCUAGUCGUGAAGUCAUCAUACGGAAAGAGGAAUCAUCAUCGUCGGAAUCAUCCCGUGAACCUUCGGUUGUUCGCAAACCGCCUAUUCUUCAGGAAGUAAUUACCCAUCACCGUCAUAUUGACAGCUACGAGGUUGUUCCACCUGUCCGACGAGAUAGCCCCGAAGAGUCACUCGCUGACGAUGUGGACGUAAUUGACAUAAAGCGAAGAGGGGAUAAACGCGGGCGAGCAUAUGAAGAAGAAAUCAUUAUCGACAAGGAAAAAGAAAGGAGCAUAUCUCCACGCCAACGACAUCAACUCGAUGAGGACGAGGAUAAAUUGGUCAUCACUCGGACCAAAUCAGGAGAUCACGGAGUCGAGAAAGAGGUAGAAAUCAGACAGCGAGAGCGUGACAGAGACCUUCCAGGAUUUGAAAGGGAAUUAGUCAUUCGAGAACGGGAUCGAAGAGAAGAAAUCGAAGCAUUCCCCGAGCCCAGGGAAGAAGAAGUCCAUGCUCAUAGGAGAUAUACCGACAACACCAGAAAAAAACGCAACAAACUCUGGACAGAGAUCUCCAAGGAUCUUGUUAUCCGAGAAGCUCUUAAGCGAGCAGGUUACGAGUUUGAUGAGACUGAUGAUUUUUACUACGUUUUUGAGUAUCUCCGCUAUGAUGACGUCGAAAGACUUGUCGACCUCAGCGAGGAUAUACGUCAAUUCCGCCGCGAACGAAUCCGUGGCAUACGGCGUGAGCGAGAGAGACUUCCACCACUUCCCGUUAUUCCCGGUCCACCUCCUAUUGCACCUCGGCCUCCAUUGAUGCUGGAACGGCCGCCUGUUCGUGAGCCAUAUCCAUGGGAGGAACGUGAGCGCUAUCGUGAACGGGAUAUCGUCAUCGAGGAAGAUCGACGCCCGCGCCGAUAUCGAGAGAUUUAAUUCCUUCUUAUACACUUAUUAGCUACGACACAGACAACAUCAAACGACAGUGACGAGAUACGAUAGAUACGAUGUCAUGACACUAUUUUUUUCUAUUUACAUAUCUCAUCUACACUUUACUAUGGAGUAUUUAAUGGUUUAUAGUCCCGUAUUGAAUUGAAGAGUUGCAAAUGAGCAUCACCAGAUGUCAAUAAGCACCGACCAUGGAUACAUUUCGCCAGUGUACCAAGGAUGUGUUAAGGUACCCGGACCCAUUUACAAAACAUAAUACAAUCAUUUAUGGGUCUUCUGUCUCAUAUGUACCAUGGAUAAGAGCUGCGACAAUUGGGUAAGUGGCUUUGCAGCUCCAUGGAUGAGGCUCAGUUGAGUGGUAAUGCGCCUGUAAAAUAAUUACUUGUUUGGGACUGAGCUUAGGGUUAGGCUCAUCCCCCCUACUAUAAAGAAAAACGUGCCAAUGAUUUUGAUUUUUUGAACA